Priapulus caudatus is the source of this 2426-nucleotide messenger RNA. Its product is annotated as elongation of very long chain fatty acids protein 2-like. The transcript has 8 exons. Gene Ontology annotation, cellular component: endoplasmic reticulum membrane. Gene Ontology annotation, molecular function: fatty acid elongase activity. NCBI's taxonomy places the organism in Eukaryota, Metazoa, Priapulida, Priapulimorpha, Priapulimorphida, Priapulidae. Gene Ontology annotation, biological process: very long-chain fatty acid biosynthetic process; sphingolipid biosynthetic process; fatty acid elongation, polyunsaturated fatty acid. The record is from RefSeq and is a predicted model, not a curated record. Bases 685 to 1557 code for a protein of 290 amino acids.
AUUUUGUUGCUUGAGCGAAGUUAAAUGUUUGCAACUUGCGUUACCUUGACUGUCAUUUUAUACAUGAAGGAGAAAUGUGAUUCGGCUGUGUGCAUUCAGAUGACUGCUCAGGUAACGAUUUGUUGCUUUCGUGUUACUAAAUAAAUGUGAUAUAUAAACACAGCAUACCCAGACAUUUCGUUUACUGCUCUCAUUGGGAAAUUAUACAAUUAUAUUAAAAUCAGUGUUAUUUUUAUGUAAAUCCAAGGAUAUUAACCAGUUGGGGACAGUUUUGUCAACCUAGUUAGUUGCCAGUUACAUGCAGAAUGAUAGUGAUUGAUUGAAUUGUUUUCUUUGCAAAGAGGCUAUACCAGUUGUGAGGGCUGUCAUUAACAAUAACAGGUCACUGCCCCUGUACUCGAACGCAUGCGCGCGUUCACCAACAAAGAGAGAGAGGAGGGGCGAGGGACAGAGCCUGAGGAGCCUGAGACACUACUUCGUUAGUGCACGCGUGCAUGCGUUCGAAUACGUGUCACCUGUGAAUGACAGCUCUGACAACUGGUCUAGCUUCUUAGUAAUGAAGUGAGAACAAGAAGAGAGCGCUAGGGAAAGAGAGCGCUGGAGAGACAGAGAGAGAAAGAUCGAGAGAGGGGGAGAGACGAGACGAGACAACCACAACCUUGUACUGGUGGAGCUGUAUAGAUUAUGGCAUCCUCCAUCCUUGCAGGCUACCGCAAAUUUCACGAGACUUCUGAUCCACGUACUAGAGACUGGCCAUUAUGCGGUUCUGCAGUACCCAUUGCCAUUCUCACCGUCGUGUACCUUGGCAUGGUGUACUUUGGUUCGAAAUGGAUGAAGAAUCGGCCUCCAUUCUCAUUGACAAAGCUGUUGAUAGUCUAUAAUCUGGCACUCACAGCACUCUCCGGCUAUGUGUUCAUCGAGCUUUUGCUGAGUUCGUGGAGAGCAGCUUACAGUUGGACAUGUGCUGCUUACACUGUUAAGCCAAUAGAGGCUAGGGUGGUCAAUGUGCAAUGGUGGUACUACAUCUCCAAGGUGAUUGAGCUUGCUGACACACUGUUCAUGGUGCUGCGGAAGAAGAACAGACAGAUCACGUUCUUGCACGUCUACCAUCAUUCCUCCAUGUUUGUCAACUGGUACUUUGUCAUGAAGAUCGCUCCUCAGGGAGAAGCCUGGUUUGGAGCUUCCAUAAACAGCCUGGUUCACGUGCUCAUGUACUCAUAUUAUGGUCUGUCGCUUGUGCCAUCCACCCGCAAGUACCUGUGGUGGAAGGAAUAUCUAACGAGAAUACAACUAAUCCAGUUCUUUAUCGCAUUAUUUAAAGCAGGCGUAGCUCAGUACGUGGGCUGUGAUUAUCCAGUGGCACUCUUUUACACACUUUGGAUGUACCUCUUCACAAUGAUAGUGCUCUUCGCCAAUUUCUACAUCCAGAGCUACAUGAAGAAAGCACAGUUGACAGAUGGCGCCACGAGGCAGGACUCUAACAACAAUACUAAACAUAUCAUUCAUCAGAAUGACACACUCAACAAUAACCUUCCCUCUGUGAAGAAGUCCGAUUAGGUGGCACCCCCAGUCGAUGGGAGCCACACUGUCCGAGGACACGAUGCAUUCUGAAACGUUUGGUCGAAUUAAUUUUAUUGAUCCUGGCAAGUCUAGGAAAUGCAUUUGUUUCUUGUUAAUUUAUUUUUGAAGGGUGGUGUAAAAAUACGGCAUGUUCCACUUCGUCAUAGUGUAUUAAAGUGCUGUAUUACUAUGUAGUGUUUUCAUAUGCAAUUAUUGUAAAAUCAUGUUGUAGCUUUGGCAAACUGGCUCCAAAUUAUCACCCAACAAGAAAGUGAUAGUACUUAUUUUAACUAUGCUAAGUUCUACUUUGUUAAUGCUGAAGAUGAAGCACUUUUAUGCCAGGCAUGAACAUCAUAGCAGUAGUUUUACUACAGUGGGGCCAAUUUAACAUGAACAUUUUUUCAAAGCUUAAUUACCAUGGCAUGGAGCUAAUAUCAUAUGGGGUAUGUACGGAAAUCAUUCUUUUUUUGUAUGGAUAAUUUGUAAUGCCUGAUGAAAUUACCAAGAGGAGUGAUAGAUUUUGAGAAAAAGGUGAUAUAAAAAUAUAGAUGAGUUCUAUAUAGAAUGAUAUCUAAAUGUUUUGGUGUGAAAAGCGUGUAUGGUACUGGUAUUGGUAAUAGAAAUGUUAUUGAAUUUAAAAAUAGUACAUCGUAAAUUCCUUCUGAUGCAAAUUUUUUUCGGACAUGAUUUUAUGGCUCCUGAUAUGAAAAUAUUUUUACAGAACGAAAAUAAUUCCUGACAUUGAAUUUGAAAAUAGUACAUCGUAAAUUCCUUCAGAUGGAAAUUGUUUUCUGACAUAAUUUUUUAGAAAAACUAUGGAAAAAAGUGUUUUAAGUAAGAAAAUAAAAGUCCUGAUAUUAAAAAUG